GUGACAAAGUGAAACCGGCUGUGGAACAAAAAAACCCCAAAAACACCCUGAAAUAUCUUUCGGAGAAUGUUGUCAUCAAUUCGUAGCUGUUCAAGAAUCCUCCCACAUCUCAGGCAAGCAAUUGUCCUGCAAAAAUUCCCCACAGAACUUCCGGGAAUCUCCUACCGGCGGUGUAUCUCACUCACACAGCGUUGGGAUAAGAGUAAGGACAAGAAGAAGGAUAAGAAGCCGGGAAAGGUGGAGAUAAAUGAGGAGAUUCUGCGGGAACAUGUGAAGUACGAAGCAUUGCUGGGGCAGAUGGAGAAGGCAAUUGAAAAUCUCAAGGAGGACUACAUCCGGAAUAUUUCUCUGCGUUCCUCAACGGGCGCACUGGAAGAGUUGAAGGUUCGCGUGGAUGGGAAGGAGCAUAAAUUGCAGGAAUUGGGACAGAUUAUCCGGAAGAAUCCACAGGUGAUUGUGAUAAAUCUCAGUGGAUUCCCGCAGACUAUUCCCGCCGUGUUGGGGGCACUGCAGAAGAGUGGGAUGAACCUCAAUCCACAGCAGGAUGGGACGACGCUCUUUGUCACUGUGCCCCCCGUGACGAAGGAGCAUCGUGAGCAGCUCGCCAAGGGGGCAAAGGCGCUCUUCAUCAAAUGCCGUGAUACCAUCAGGACGGCCCAGAAUGACACAGUGAAGAAGAUCCGCAAAUCCGGGAGUAUCAGUGAGGAUGUUGGCUUCAGCAUUCAGCAGCAAGUUGUGGCAAUUGGGGAUAAAUUCGUGGCAGAAGCAGAGAAAAUUCACGAUGUGAAGCACAAAGAGCUUCUUGGGGACAGGAAGUAGUUCUAAUUUGUUGUCUCUGUUGCUUCCGGAAGGUGCUGGAGGAAGGUUUUUUGAGGAGAUUUCUUCGGCGAAUAAAAUUGUUCAAUAUAGAGAUUUAUUAAUAAAGGAUUUUUAUAGAAAAUUCA
Molecule: messenger RNA, 944 nt
Organism: Lutzomyia longipalpis
Lineage: Eukaryota; Metazoa; Arthropoda; Insecta; Diptera; Psychodidae
Gene: mRRF1
Product: ribosome-recycling factor, mitochondrial
Exons: 1
Coding region: 67-819 (250 amino acids)
Biological process (GO): translation
Cellular component (GO): mitochondrion
Molecular function (GO): ribosomal large subunit binding
Source: RefSeq, a predicted model, not a curated record